Guillardia theta CCMP2712 is the source of this 645-nucleotide messenger RNA. It is a transcript of the gene VAMP7C, whose product is annotated as vesicle-associated membrane protein 7C. Gene Ontology annotation, biological process: vesicle-mediated transport. The transcript has 3 exons. NCBI's taxonomy places the organism in Eukaryota, Cryptophyceae, Pyrenomonadales, Geminigeraceae. Bases 1 to 645 code for a protein of 214 amino acids. Gene Ontology annotation, cellular component: membrane. The record is from RefSeq and is a predicted model, not a curated record.
AUGGCGUGCGGGUCGAUCGUGUACUCGCUGAUUGCAAGAGAGACGGUUAUCCUCGCCGAAUAUGCAGCAGGGACUGGAAACUUUGCCAGCGUCACCCGCAAGAUCCUGGAGAAGCUGCCGGGAAGCGACAGCAGGAUGUCUUACGUGUGCGACCGUCACAUCUUUCACAUCAUGGUGUUUGACGGUCUGACAUACAUGUGCAUGGCUGAAGAGGACUUCGGGCGGCGUGUAGCCUUUUCCUUCCUGGAGGAUAUCAAGAACAAGUUCCAGAGCUCCUGCGGGAGCCAGGCAAAGACAGCUCUAGCAUACGCGUUCAACGAGGAGUUCAGUCGCGUGCUCUGCAAGCAGAUGGAGUACUUCUCGUCCAGUGGUGAGAUGGACAAGAUCGACAAGGUGAAGGCGGAGAUGGACGACGUCAAGAAUGUCAUGGUGGACAACAUCGAGAAAGUUCUGAAGCGCGGGGAGAAGAUCGAGCUGCUGGUGGACAAGACGGACAACCUGAACCAGCAGAGUAUCAGGUUCAAGAAGCACAGCUCUCAGCUGAAGCAAGCCAUGUGGUGGCAGAACGCCAGAAUGAUGAUCUUUGUGGGUGUAGUCGUUGCUGUUGUGUUGGCGAUUCUGAUCUACUCAAUGAGCGGCCAUUGA